Seriola aureovittata is the source of this 896-nucleotide messenger RNA. RefSeq names its product C-C motif chemokine 20-like. Gene Ontology annotation, cellular component: extracellular region. The record is from RefSeq and is a predicted model, not a curated record. Gene Ontology annotation, molecular function: chemokine activity; CCR chemokine receptor binding. The transcript has 4 exons. Gene Ontology annotation, biological process: G protein-coupled receptor signaling pathway; positive regulation of ERK1 and ERK2 cascade; monocyte chemotaxis. The coding region runs from base 117 to 449 and encodes 110 amino acids. Lineage: Eukaryota; Metazoa; Chordata; Actinopteri; Carangiformes; Carangidae.
AAGGAGCCAGUGCAACGCUGUGUCUGUCAAACUCUUGCUCAAACCCCUCAGGUUCACUACACUACAGCCUGCACGCUGACACAGACCGGCACAGCAAGAAUACCAACUGUGGAAACAUGGGAACCAGCAAAGUGUGUCUCCUGGCAGUUUUCUGCACGCUCAUCAUCCUCACCACCUUCAGCGGCUGCGCACAGUCAGCGAGCUGCUGCCUGAUGUAUACCAGGCGGCGCCAGUUGCCAUACACGCGGCUGCUGGGAUACACCAUCCAGAACAUCAACACUUCCUGCGACAUCAACGCCAUCAUCUUCCACCUUCCGGGGAGGUUUUUGUGUGCCGACCCUUCCGUGGACUCGACCAGGAAAGGGAUGGCGUAUGUGGAUGAAAUGAGAAAGAGGAAGGGUCAGAUCACCAAGGAGACGAUUGCUGGCCACCAGAUCAGCAUAAACUGAUUAUGUCUUCAGCAUAUAACUCUGCUAUUUACCCGUUCCUGAGACUGGAAAAUACACUUGUGUUUUUGAUCACAUUCCACACUUUAAUAACUUUAAAUUACUGUAAAAGGGACUGUUAUGUUAUUUUAUAUUUUAUAUUAUAUUAUAUAUUAUUUUUGUAUUACAUUUUUAAUAUUUGUUCUGUUUUAUAAACAGAAAAGUGUAGUAUGCUUAAUACAUUCACUAAGCCAAGUAAACUAAGCUGUAGUUACGGUGCUUAAAAAAAAGAAAAAGAAGAAUGAAAACAGUUUUUUUUUUAAAAUCUUCUGAAUUGAGUUUAUGUUUAAAACUCAAACAGUUUUUGCUCCGAGAGAUGCAGCAUGACACACUGUGUUCCCACUGAAUGUGAAGGUUUGAUUGUCAUUUAUAUUUAAAAGAGAGAUCAUUAAUAAAACAUGUUAAUAUCAA